This is a messenger RNA of Parnassius apollo (apollo), 3564 nucleotides long. The record is from the annotation of a GenBank genome assembly. NCBI's taxonomy places the organism in Eukaryota, Metazoa, Arthropoda, Insecta, Lepidoptera, Papilionidae.
AUGGAAGACGCGGGUCGACAAGAGAGUGAUUACAGUCGGGUAAUUGAGACUCUUAUUGAAACCUUUGGAGAAGUGGUAAGCGAAGAUGUAGUACACGCAGUUGUCGAAAAUUGUGGUGGUAAUUUAAAUGAAUCUGCCGAUGCAAUUAUGAGUUUGACACUUGAUAGUAAAUCCCAUAUAUCAUCAAGCAACACAAAACAUAAUAGCAAUAUUGAACAGCCCCCUAAUUUGAAUAUGGAUGGUGAUAGUAUGAAGGAUAUGGGAGAAGUUCCGGAAAAGAAAUGUCAUAGUCAAAGUUAUAAUAAAUGUGAAGUUUCUCAUAAACAAAACAGAAUUAAUAAACCAUCAAAUUUAUCCACUGAAGCUAAUGUCCAACCUUCAAUAAGUUAUGCUAGAGCAUCACAAGGUGAGGCUCCGCAAACACAAAAAGGUAAACAAAUAAUGCCUACCACAAAUGCUGGUUUCAAUAUUUGGACCAAUCAAUUCAGAGAAAUCUUAUCACAUCAUAAUAAAGGUUCACGACUAUUGAUAAUUAUGAGAGGUGCUCCUGGCAGCGGUAAAUCGUUUUUAGCAAAACAAAUUAUAGAAAUGACUGUUGGAGCUAAUUUUUCUAAUUACAAGAAACAUAUUCUUAGCACUGAUGACUACUUUAUGGUAAGAGGUGUUUACCAAUUUGAAAAAUCAAAGCUUUCAGAUGCUCACAUUUGGAAUCAAUCUAGAGCAAGGACAGCAAUGAUGCGGGGUUUAAGUCCUGUUAUUAUUGACAAUACUAACAUUGAAUUGUGGGAAAUGGAGCCGUAUGUAAGAGAUGCAGUUAGAAAUGGAUAUGUGAUAGAAGUUUUAGAACCAAACACUCCAUGGGCAAAGAAAGCAAAUCAAUUGUCACGGAAGAAUAUUCAUGGAGUUCCUUUCCAGUCAAUUAAAAGGAUGCUUGAUAAUUUUCAAAAUGGUGUUACAGGUGAAUAUUUGAGAAAUUAUUAUAGAUUGUGUUAUCCUGAAAAUAUGGUUCCUCCUGUUUUGAGAAAUUUUCCUCCUAUGCCGGUAGAAAUUCCUGUUGAACCAACUCUUGGUAAAAACAAUAGCAGUCCAGUAACAGACCGCAAUAAUGAGUCGAUAACACAAGAAAGCUUACCUGUUCAAACUCAAGAUGUAAUAAGUAAUACGUCUUCAUGUACAGAAUCUGAGGAAUUAAGUCAAGACAGUACAAGUAAAUCAGAUAACUCACAAAUUGUAGAAAAGGAAAAUGAGAAUAGAAACUCAUUACCGAUUCAAUAUACAUAUAUAGAAGAACAGUUAGAAGAAUAUGCUAAAGUCGAAAAUGAAUGGGAAAAUGGUGAAAACUGGGAAGAGGAAACAGAGAAAACUCAAAAUAAUACUAAAAUAGAUGAUUUAAAGAAACAGAAUGAAAUUGUUAAACCUAAAAGAAGGCCUAAAGACUCUGUAGAGUCUCAAUCCAUACAAAAUUCGCUACCUGAAUGUCAAGAUUGGACAAAAAUCUCUAUGUUUAUGCCACCUUGGGAAAGUGAAGAUGUAAAAUCAAAUGUCAACCCUGCAAUUUCAGUUGAAAAAGUUUGCAGCAGCACUUGUAUGGAAAUUGGCGAUACAGACAUUAACAAUUCAAGCAAACCUCAUAAAAUUAUAACGGCAAUACCCAGAGAUAUAAAUUUGUAUUACUUGCCACUUGAUAAAGUGAAAAUCCCAGAUAAACGGAUGUUAGAUAAGAGUACUAUGACAAAUGAUCAGGCAAUAAUAGAAGGUUAUAGAUGUCAAAAUGAAGAGAAGCAUUUCAGAGCUUUUAGAAAACUGUUUAAAAAUAUUAAUAAAUGUGAUUUAAGAGAUAUAUUUGACCGCUGUUGUGGAGAUGUAAACUGGGCAGUCGAUAUUGUGCUUGAUGGUGUUGCAAAUAAACAGUUGCUAAUUCAAGAUGAAGAUGAUUCUUCAGAUAUUGAAGAAGAAAUUUCUGGACAGUGUGAAUGUGUGGCAGCAUAUAACGUAAUACCAGAUGUCAUAUCAGCAUCUAGUACUAAAGAAGACCAUACCUCAGAAGCUGUAGUAGAGAAUGUAACAUCUACACCGAGGAAAGUAAAAAAAGAGGUAGUCAUUACUGAAAGUUCUAUUCAGUUAAAACGUCAAAUAGAGAAAAAUGUAGUUAUUGCUGAUAAUCACUAUUCAGAGCAUUGCUUAAAGAUUAGAAAAAUACGCCGCGGGGAGGCCUCCCAAGCAGAAGUUAAUGUUUGCGAAAAUGUAGAAAAUUCAGAUAAUACUCAGAACUUCGAGAAUGUUUUCCCUAGUACUUCUAAAGUCGGAAGUGAAGUUAAUUAUUUGGACACGGAAAAUGUUGAACAUGAUAAUUUGAACACUGAAAGUGAUGAUGAUGAUGAAACUGGUUUUGAUUAUGUGGAGAAAACAGUUAAUAUUGAAUUAGGCAGUCAUUUUGUAACUCAAUUAGACGAAUUCUUUGGUAGGCGAGGCAUGAUAUAUCCUGAGAAUAUUAUACCAAAAAUAAACAUUCCGCUAUCCAUCCUAAAUGAAAUUAAUGCUCUUUGGAUGGAAUCUUUAAUGGACCAACUAGAUAAGGUUACUAAACAAACGCAGUUAAUGGUACUUCAAGAUGAGGAAUUUGCAAGACAAUUAGCACUUAAAGAGGAAGAACUGGCUUUAGCAGGAAAAGAACCGGAAGUGCCUGAUUUUAAGGAGAUAAUGGAUUUAGAUUUUGCACUUUCUUUGUAUCAAAAAGAUGUUGAAGAGUGGCGAAAUAAGGAACCUAAUGAUUUGGCUGCAAAACUUACACGGGAAAAGUUAUACAAUUUAUUCCCUGAUAUUUCUCCAAAUGUUUUGUCCGAGCUUCUUAUGGCCUAUGAUAAUAAUUUCCAGGCAACUGUAGAGGUCCUCUUAAUGUCAACAGGCCAAACAAGGGUCCUGGAAAUGGAAAAUGGUAUCAAUAAAUUUGUCAUGAAGAAAGAAAUACAACGUCAAGGGAAAUUACUUAAAGAACAGAAAAAAGCCCUUUCAGAAGUUGAAUGGCCAUUUUUACCGCGUGUGGAUACAGUAGACAUGUCCAUAGUCGAAAAAUACCGUGACGAAGCUGAACAGCAUUUGGCUAGAAGAAACCUGAGUUAUCAAAAAGCCCAGGAUUAUAUACAGCGCGGAAUGACUCAGGUAGCAGCCUACUAUUCGGAACUCGCUGCUCUACACAAGCAGAAAUAUGAACAGGCCAAUAGCUUAGCUGCCGCUUCUCUUAUACAGGUGCACGCAUCGAAUAAUCCCGAUAACUCUACAAUUGACCUUCACUACUUACGAGUAGGAGAAGCAAGGGAAAGCCUAGAUUUGUUCCUCGAUGCUCACAUACAGAAACUUCGAGAAAUACAGCACAGAAGCAAUUUAAGACAUCAGAAUUUAUAUUUUAUAACUGGGCGCGGUUUACACAGCAACGGUAGGCCCAGAGUGAAACCCGCUAUCAAGAAGAGACUACAGGAAAGAAAUUUAGCUUUUAGCGAAAGGAAUCCCGGCCUGCUUGCAGCUAGAGUGAGUGCUGAUGAUAAAUUAUCACACCAAAUCGGCUAG